GUACAGUAAUGCCCUCCUCUUUAUUUCCUAGGUUAGAUGAGUCAACAAAACGCACCAAUAACAUUGGGUACCCUAUGUAGCAGCCUACCACAGAAACCCCAAUUCUUGUUUUGAUCCGCCAUGUUUGUUUUGUGGAGAAAUGCAAUUUCAGUCCUCGCUAAGCAACCAAAAGCUUGGAUCCUUAGAAGUUCUUUAACUAGAAAGCAACGAAAAUGCUCGACAUCUGCAAAAGUUUUAGUCAACGGAGUAAAUUUGCAUUACGAGAAAGCUGGCUGUGGGAAUCACGUUCUGUUAUGCAUUCCUGGCGCUCUUGGGUCUACUCAGAGUGACUUUGGACCUCAGUUGAAGGGCCUAUGUAAGGACUUCACGGUUAUAGCAUUCGAUCCUCGUGGAUACGGCAAGUCCAUCCCGCCUGUGCGAGAUUUUCCAGACGAAUUCUUCCCUAGAGAUGCGUCUGACGCAGGCAUGCUGAUGAAGGUACUUGGUUAUUCUAAGUAUUCCCUUCUUGGAUGGAGUGAUGGUGGCAUUGCCGCUAUGAUCCUCGCAUACACCAACCCCAAGAAUGUCCAAAGUAUGGUGGUGUGGGGAUCAAACUCAUACAUCACCAAGGAAGAUCUGGACAUGCUGGAACCAACCAGGGAUACUUCUGCCUGGAAUCCAAAAAUGAGAGAUCCAUUGGAAGCUGUAUAUGGUGCAGAGGGGCUAAAAAACAUGUGGUCUGGCUGGCUAGAUGCAUUCACACGUAUUUACAACAAAAAGGGUGGGAACUUAUGUAAAGACUACCUCCCAAUGAUUCGGUGCCCAACACUCAUUGUGCAUGGCGUGAAGGACCCUCUGGUGCCAAUGUUCCACCCCGAGUAUCUCCACAAGCACAUCCCAGGGUCCACACUCCACCUGAUGCCAGACGGAAGACACAACCUGCACCUUCGCUACGAGCACGAGUUCAAUAAUUUAGUCACUGAUUUCUUAAAAAAACAUGCUCACAAGUGAGGUUAUGUUAGACAGAUAUGACAGAUGGUGUACUUGUUAAAUUAACCAGGGGAGUGUGGGGCUUGUGUACUGUACUCGUUAAAUUACCUGGGGGGGGGG
Messenger RNA from Nematostella vectensis (starlet sea anemone), 1089 nucleotides. RefSeq names its product valacyclovir hydrolase. The record is from RefSeq and is a predicted model, not a curated record. NCBI's taxonomy places the organism in Eukaryota, Metazoa, Cnidaria, Anthozoa, Actiniaria, Edwardsiidae. The transcript has 3 exons. The coding region runs from base 121 to 990 and encodes 289 amino acids.